CGUUGGUAGUGUCUACUGUCCGAGGAACAUUAGCAAAUUCCCGCUUUCUAUUCACAAACACCAUCGCCAUCGCCUUGAGCAGACGACAAUGGAGAAUCGGUCUCACGUAGUGGUAUCGCGCAGACUGUGACUGCAAAAUGUGAUUCUCUAGUGAUUUUUUAAAGAAUAUCUCGUAAAACAGAACCAAAUAAAGAUGAUCCUCAACUGGGCCACUGUGUGCUCAAUUAUUUUGUUAGGCACAGUAUCCGCUACCUCAAUCGAACUAAGAAGUUACCUAUCCGAAGAAGGCCUCCACGGCACCAUCACCUUCACCAAAACCCAAGACGGAGUAAAAAUAACGACAGAUUUGAAAACCACCCUACAGUACCCCAACCAAGUGUGGUCGUGGUACGUUACCGAAUUCCCAGUAGACUACACGGAACUAGAAAACCGCUGCGAUAGCUCCAAGUUAGGCAAAAAGAUCGUAGGCUUCGAAGAAACCUUUGGUUACCUUAUUCUUCCAGAGAACCAGACUGUUGAGUACUCCACUCCGGAUCUGAAGAUCUCUGGACCUUUGGGUCUAUACGGUAAGUCCAUUUUGUUGAGGAACGUCGAGACACGCAGGCAAAUAUGUGCUUCGAUCGUCAUGGUCAACAAAACUUUGGAAAGGACCGCUGUCGCAAGAUUCAGCAGUCCAGUGGCAGGCUAUAUCAACUUCAGGUGGUUUUCCGUGGACGGUAAUCAAAGUGAGGUACUUAUCACGACUGACUUGUACCAUUCACGUAACAAAGAAAACUUUGACAAAUCCUUGGACUUCACGGAACACCACUGGAAGAUGUACGUGACUGAUAUCCUGGAAUCUGACAAUGACAGACACAUAGACAAUUGUGAUAUCCUUCAGCUAGUGUUCGAUCCGGAUGACAAAGGGGAGGGCAAGGGUAUAGGUGACAUUGACGUGAGGUUGGGUAAAGUGAAGGUGUCGACUAACUACAACACGAACAAGUAUAAGGUCUUGUAUAGAGAUAGAGAUCUAGUUCUUCUACCUAGUGAUUUGACCGGACCACAGCGACGGUUGUAUUUGGUGUUGUUCGAGAGCAAGCAUCAAGAUGUGUUUCUUGGUUGCGCCAAAAUCAGAUACGAACAUCCUGUAAAUGCCAGGGUGAUAAUUCAAUCGGGAGGUAUCAAAGGUGAUAUAAAGAUGACGCAAGCCACCAGAUUCGAACCAACAUUCCUCAAUUUCAAUCUGACAACCUCUAGGGGAGAUCUCGAGACCCGAAUUGUCUAUAGUUCAACAGUGGCCGGUUACAAAAUCCACGAACUACCCAUCAAGCCUUCCAGGGCAGUCGGACAAAGUGAGAAUUCCUGUUUGACCACCAAGUUCAUCUACAACCCCUUGAAAAGGGAUAUCAACAACUCCCCUCCAAAUGGAUUUGGCACACAAGACCAGUACUCAGUAGGUGAUCUUUCUGGAAAACUACUUGGUAGAAACAACGCCACAGUUUUGGUAGAAGGUGGACAAGAACUUAAUGGUACGUACUGGGACGUAUUUUUGCCUUUGCGUGGAAAACAUUCAGUGGUGCACAGAUCGCUCGUCAUUCACAAAAAUACACAAUAUCCCACUUCUGAAAUAGUGGCAGAGCCCUGGAUUUGCGGAGGAAUUACCCUGUACGAAAACGACUUCAUGUACCAAAAACCCAUUUUCACCGCCCAAGUCCUCUUCAGAUAUCCCACAGUGGGCAGACUUCUAAUGCGCCAAGCAAAAGACGAACCGUGGACCGACACUACUAUUUUGAUAGAGUACUUGGUCCACGCCGAUGGAUCGGCUCUGAACAACUCAGCUGACCACAGAUGGGCCAUUCACGAGUUUGCUCCUGGAAAAGACUUUUACAGCUGGCAGAAUAGGUGUUUAAGUGCCGGAGAGAUCUUCAAUCCUUACAAGGUCGAUUACGACAACAAGUCGUCGACGGAUCAGUGCAACAUGGACAACAUUGGACUGUGCAGACUUGGAGAUCUUUCCACAAGACACGGCACGCUUGAUAUAUCGGGAAAGAUAGCAGAUAGUGACAAGAUAUCAAGAAAACUAUGGACUGAUCCCUUAUUGCCACUGACGGGUCACCACAGUAUUUUAGGAAAGUCGUUCCUCUUGUACGAUGACCAUGGUCCCAAAGCAAGAGGCGAGAGGCUAGCUUGUUCAAUUAUUGGAGGUGUGUACAGAAGAAAAGCAGUUGCAAAAGACUGGUUCCCUAAUGGCUUUGACUUGUCAGUAAAAGGAAAGGUGGAAUUUAUACAGCAGACCGAAUACGACGUUACAAAUGUUGAAGUAUCUUUGGAAGGUCUAAGUGAUAACAGUGGAUACCACGUUCAUAUGACACCUGUAGAGGAAAAUCUGCAAUUUCCUUGUGAAGCUACCUCCCUUUACGGUCACUGGAAUCCCUUGAACGUCGACCCAACUUCCUCACCUCGCCUCUACCAAGGAACACCAGAUCAAUACGAAAUGGGUGAUCUUAGUGGUAAGUUUGGCACUCUAGAUGGUAACAAAACGUACAAAUCCACUUACAAUGACACUUUACUGAGUUUGUUUGGGCCCAGGAGUAUAUUGGGAAGGUCUGUCGUCAUACACAAAAAGGAUAAACGUAGAUGGGCUUGUUCUACUAUCGAAAGGGGUUACAGCCCUUCUGAGGCUAGAGAGUUGAGGGCAAUUGCCUCUUUCCACAAUCCAAAUGGUCAUGCUUUUGGAUAUAUGAAAAUGAGGCAACUUAUCAAUACAGAUGGCAGCGCUAGUGACACGACCAUUGAGGUAAAACUAAGGCACCCCGGAAAACACGACCGCAACAUUACGAGAGACCAUCACUGGGCGAUCUAUGUAAAUCCUGUUGGUGUCGAUGCUACAGUAAAAACGUUAAAUACUAGAUGUGUGGCUGGAGGAUAUAUUUGGAAUCCAUUCUUUACCCAAUUGGCUGAUCCCUUAAAUGAAGAACUUUAUCGUCAAGAGUGUGGUCCAGAAAAUCCUCUCAGAUGCCACGUGGGAGAUCUAUCGGCCCGACUGGGCACUAUCGAUAUCGGUCUCAAAAGAAAAGUUUUCACCGACUCAAAUUUUCCUUUAGAAGGCGACGUUUCUGCCAUAGGUAGAUCUAUAGUCAUCCUAACACCAAAUAAAGGGGGGGAGAGAUUUGCUUGUGCCAAUAUAGAGCCCGACUAUGACAUCAUUAAAUAUGCCAAUAUUGAGAAACCGCCAAGAUUCGUAGUAGCACAGUUUAUUGAAGAUGUAAGAGACGUUAUGGGGAUCCCCGAAUGGUUCUUAACUGUGGACAGCAGAAAAACGAAAAAUUUGCACAACAAUGCUUGCAUGCAGCUGUUGCUACAUUUUAAAGGACCUAUUGCUAGUAAACUGGAGCAAGAUUUUAGUAGACUACUGUCUUUGGGUAGGCUAGAAGCACCAAGUUUGUACAUUCCAGGAUACAUUAACGAGAAGAGAAAAGUGAAAAUAUCAUACAAACAGUGUGGCGCAAGGGAUCCAAAUGAAAAAAGCAAAAGAAAAUCAUUUUUCGCCUUUGGAUCUAGCGCUAGUAGACAAGUAUUUACGACUGAUGUAAAUUUAAUUAUGAUUUUAUUAGUAACUUAUUUAUUUUAUUGAUUCGUUGUUGAUAAUGUAAAUA
Messenger RNA from Anoplophora glabripennis (Asian longhorned beetle), 3635 nucleotides. RefSeq lists its product as uncharacterized. NCBI's taxonomy places the organism in Eukaryota, Metazoa, Arthropoda, Insecta, Coleoptera, Cerambycidae. The record is from RefSeq and is a predicted model, not a curated record. Gene Ontology annotation, molecular function: metal ion binding. The coding region runs from base 194 to 3613 and encodes 1139 amino acids. Gene Ontology annotation, biological process: superoxide metabolic process. The transcript is spliced from 14 exons.